UUUACCCAUGGAGAUUCGGCUGCUGGCUUGGUGUCCAGUUCAGGCUGGAUAUUCGCCCAAAUUGACAAGCCCCAUAAAAACUUUCAAGUAUUUUUUUCCAAGAGGAAGCUUGAAUAUUGAGCUCAUGAAUGAAGCCGCUGAACACCUUAUCGGGAGAAACGACUUUAGAAAUCUUUACAGCAAGGAGACAGUCAAAGAUCUUGGUAGUGUCAACAGGAACAUAAUCUCGUCUACUGUCUUGCCAACUUGCUGUGACCUUAAGGCUCUCUACAGCGAAUCCUUAGAUUGCCAGUGUGCCAGCAACCCUAAGGAAAAGGAUAGUGAGCCCAAGGAAAAAGUCAUACAGAAGCCAGCCCGAGGAGAUCAAAGGAGAGGGAAGCGCCUUGAAAACGCUCCUGAAGUAACACUCAAGAGAGCAGACGAUAAGGAUGUAGGGGGUCAGAGUAAUAGAGAGGGAGGAUAUGACAUGUGUGUGGCAACCCUCAAGGGAGAGGACUUCCUGAGCGAGGAAGUGAGGAAGAUCAUGGCACUGCUCUUCAGCGUGGGAGUGGGGAAGGCAGAGCCGGAUUCUGUUGUGGCACUGUUGGAUGCUAGCAAACAGCCAAGAAAGAAACAGCACUUGAUUACAAGUGAAGUACCACUGGUCCUCUUCAAAACAGUUUACGAAGAAGAGGGCUGGCACUGGGAUAGCAAAGCUCUGCGGCAGGUGAUUUCACAACUUCAGGCUUUCUGGAUGCAGCAGGCUGUUCGAGCCAGUGCUAUGAGACACAUCCUUAAGGACCUGGAGAACCAGUACUCCAUCAUCUCCAGAAAAGAUAUAGUUGAUCCUCUACCUCAGGAUCAGUGCGAAAAUUUAGUUGGCAAAGACUCCUCCUCAGUGUUUCAGAUUGUUGCCAAAACCACUCAGAAUGAUCAUGAGUACUCCACAUCCAAGCCCAGUGCAGCUGGGAAUGACAACAAAAAUCAAGAUGAGGCGGACUUCAACCACACUGCCACCCUCCUGUUGAUCGAAUUCAUCCGCCAGAGAUUCCAGAGGUUCCUCCUGAUACACUCCCGUGCAGCGGUGUACAAGGAGGUGCAGGAGGAACUGUGUUUCAGGGGCUUUUCCUUUACCAUCGAGAAGAUCAGGAGGAAGUGGAAUAACCUGAUCACCACGUACCGGAGGAUAAAGGAGAAGAACAGCGAAGAUCCGAAAGUCAAAAUAAUGUGGGAUUACUUCCAGCUAUUGGAUGACCUUUUAGGAACAACAGUUCUCACUGUGCCACCAGAAUGUGAUGUUCAAAGUGGUAAUAGCAGUGGCAGUAAAGGUCCUGUAUCACCCCAGUCUACCCUCCAAACUGAGGAAGUGCCUCUGACAAAACCAGCCUCCCCAGCAAAGGCAUCGGCCCCUUCAAAACUUGCUUCAACACCCACUAAAGCCCAUUCUCCAGAGAAGAUGGAGGCAGUGAAAAAUUCCCAGGUCUUCCGUCCGAAUGUCCCUAUCAAGUCUGAAGAGAGAGCCGAACCACCAGUUAUCCACAUAGUGCAGUCUUCAGCAGGUACAACACUCACUGUGCCUCCAAGGUCACCCAGUGCACCCGUGCAUAGUGAAAAGACAGUUGUGCUGCAGACCUCAACGCCGAGAGUAGAGAAGGUACAAGUCAAUGGCAAGGCGUCUGACCCAUCCACAGUGUUCCUCGAAUAUCAGAUUGAGCAAGGGGAGCGGCGAUUGGAUGUCAUGGACGAAUAUUUUGAGUACAUGAAGGAAAGGUUGACAAAGAAAAUGGAGUACAAACGGGAGAAAGCCCUAAGGGACAGCAAGAGUAUCAAAGUGCUUCGGGAAAUUGGAGAUGCUUCUGAAAACCUGAAGAAGGGUUUGCUGGAAGUGAAAGGCUCUUGAGGGAAUAAAAGCAAUUGGAGAGUGUUAGUGGCUGUGUGAGAAAUGUGAUAAUUUUAUCUGUUAAUGUUGUUCAGUGGUUGUUUUCCAGUGAAAUGUAAGUUUAUAGAUAUGUAAAAUUUCUAGAGUGGAUUUUUCUUAUUGAUAGUCAUCAUAUAGGUAAAUUUUUGCAAAAUAAGAUUUGCAGUUUUUGAAGCUGAAAAAAUCUAGAAUCACAAAUUGCAUAGAUAAUUAUUACAUAGAGCAAAUCUUCAUAAGAAAGACUGUUGAUCAGACCACUGUGGUGCCUUCUAAAGACUGACAAACUGUGUUUUUAUUUAAUUUUCUCAUCUCCCUUUUUCAAUUAGUGCAGUUCUCAUGAAACCUAGUCAGCUAAUAAAUAAACAGUCUGGUAAAUUUCAGUUUAAGACUUAUUCUUAUUCCUUUAUAGAUCUGUACCUGAUGUUAUAGUGUAUACAUGAGUAAAAUCAAUAAUAGUUUCAGUAGUAAUAUUAGAUAGUUAUAUCUAGAAUAGUUGUUAAUCUUUAAGUUUAUUUGUUUCAGUAGUGUAAUAAAUUUAAGAAUAUUUUUUCAACUAAAUUGCUAAGUUAAGAUAGAUGUAAUUCUGAUACACUCUUGUUCAAUCAGAAAGCAAUGCUUCUGAAUAAAUAUAUUAGAAUUUCACAUU
Messenger RNA from Penaeus indicus, 2543 nucleotides. RefSeq lists its product as uncharacterized. The coding region runs from base 8 to 1879 and encodes 623 amino acids. Gene Ontology annotation, biological process: tRNA pseudouridine synthesis; mRNA pseudouridine synthesis. The transcript has 7 exons. The record is from RefSeq and is a predicted model, not a curated record. NCBI's taxonomy places the organism in Eukaryota, Metazoa, Arthropoda, Malacostraca, Decapoda, Penaeidae. Gene Ontology annotation, molecular function: RNA binding; pseudouridine synthase activity. Gene Ontology annotation, cellular component: nucleus; cytoplasm.